This is a messenger RNA of Monosiga brevicollis MX1, 1156 nucleotides long. RefSeq lists its product as uncharacterized. NCBI's taxonomy places the organism in Eukaryota, Choanoflagellata, Craspedida, Salpingoecidae. The record is from RefSeq and is a predicted model, not a curated record. The transcript is spliced from 4 exons. The coding region runs from base 408 to 953 and encodes 181 amino acids.
CUGGCUUGGAGCGAGGAGGCGCGGGUUUGGGGGACGUGGAUCCGCUGCCCUCGGCAUCGUUUUUGGCAGCCUACGCGGCGGCGCGGACACGCAAGCAGCACCAGCUUCAGCAGGCGUCGGCCGCCACGCCAAGCCGAUCGCGUCUGCAUCGACUUCGUGCCGGGUAUCGCGCGGCUCGAACGGCCGUGUCGCAAGCCUUGUCCAACGUCACCGGUGGCCCAAGCCCUCACGCAGCCAGUCACGCCGUGUCUGUUCACGCAGGCAGGAACGAGUCCUCCGAGUCUGCCGAUUGCUGUCGUCGGUCCCGGGUGGCUCGUGCACCCAUCUCUGGACGCACCUCUGGCACAGCUAACAUCUUGCCUCCGCCACAUUUGUGCAGCGCCGCGUCUCCAUUUUCAACCGAAGCCAUGGCCGGCGGUGCGGCUGCUGCCGGCGAGCGCAUGGCGCCGCUCUUUCUCCAAUGCGUUGACCACAUUGGAAUCCAAACGGCCAAUGUGAGCCGGACUGUUGACUUUUACAAGACCAUUCUGGGUUGUGAUCACAAAUACAGCAGCGAAGUGGAUUUUGGUUUCGAUCCUGCGCUCAUGACCUGUCCAGGCAACAACAGUGGCGUUGCCCUCUGUCCGGGCUCCUCACGCGGUCUUUCCUACAUUGCCUUUCGCGUCUCCGAGCAUGGCUUUGCUCAUGCCCAAAAGCUGCUCAAGGCGCGAAACAUCCCGUUCAAGCUCAAGGGCAAACACACCAUGCAAGGCCUCAUCUUCACUGAUCCCAUCAACGGCUAUCAAAUUUGGCUCACCUGUUGGCCAAAGAGCAAGACCUCCCACGCAACCCGCCAGAUUCCCCGCUCCGCUAUUCGCAAGGUGGCAGCGCGCUCCUUUUUCGGUGGUUUACUCUCGGGAGUGGUCAUCACUGCGGCUGUCGCCAUUGUAGCCCUGCGCUACGUCGACAAAUAGGCUUUUGUUUGUUUUUGUUUUCUCCCGGUCGUCGAAAUGAACCGGAAUGGGGAGCGAGAGAGGCAAGAGAAGAAAGCUCGAAAGGGUGAGAAAAAAGAAUUGGAGAAUGUUGAGCAAGGGGUGGUGGUCAGACAUACACUGGUCAUGUCUCUUAUCGUUAGGAUGCAGAGCAUGAGGGCAACUCAAAUCGAUUACAUGAUAAC